AUGGAAGAAUUUCCUUUGGGAAAUGUUUUAGAUGCCGUUGUCUCUCAAAUAAUUAUCUUGCUGAGGGAAAAGAACAUACAGUUUCUCCAUGAGAUUCCAAAGGAGGUCAUGACACUAUCUUUGUAUGGAGAUCAGAUAAAGCUUCAACUGAUCUUGUCAGAUUUCUUGUUUAGUGUUGUUCAUCAUGCACCCUCUCCAAAUGGUUGGGUAGAAAUCAAGAUUUCACCCGGUCUGAAGCUGAUACAGGAUGGCAAUGAAUUUAUCCGUUUACAGUUCAGACUGACACAUCCAGGUAAGGGACUUCCUUCUGCUCUCAUCGAUGAAAUAUUUGAGGGAAGAAAUCAAUGGACUACACUAGAAGGUCAGAGGCUAAACAUGUCUCUGAAACUACUCAACCGGAUGAAUGGCCAUGUUCAGUAUACAAGAGAACACGAUAGAUGUUACUUCGUCAUUGACCUUGAACUGCAAUCAGAGAAAGCGAAACCAAAGGGGUUGCAAGCAGACGAGUAG
Molecule: messenger RNA, 510 nt
Organism: Dovyalis caffra
Lineage: Eukaryota; Viridiplantae; Streptophyta; Magnoliopsida; Malpighiales; Salicaceae
Source: the annotation of a GenBank genome assembly